AGAAGAAAUAUUUCUUCCCGUCUCGUCCCGUGAUGGUGAUCCCGCGGGAUCCACAGAUAGCGGGGAGAAUUCCCAUCCCUACGUCCCGUCUUAUAAAUCAAGAGAUUUCAGUGUGAUCCAGACUUCCAGAGUUGAGUAGAUAGACAGAAUGGCGAAAAUGAAUUUCAGCUCUGCUUCGAUUUUACUACUCUCGGUUCUUUUCACAGUAUGUAUGUCACCAUCGAAACUCGUUUUCGCCAUUCCUGAUUUCUUGCUAGAUCUAAUUACUGGUUUGAUGUCGGAAUCUAAAGUUCUGGUUUCAUUUUCUUCUUAGCUUCUGCUGAGAAGUCCGGCGACGUAAAUGAACUGCAAAUCGGCGUUAAGUUAAUUCAACUUUUUCCAUUUUCUUGAUUUUCUUUUUGUAGGUUUACAUUUAUUUUUUCUAGAUAAUACGGUGAAAAACUUAGCAAUGAAUUCUUACUAAUUGUUUUUCAUUUAAAAUGUUCAUCAUAGAGCACAUCUUGACAGGAAUAAGACUUUAAUUUGUUUAGAAUCAGAUGUUUCCUCGGAUCUGCUGGAUACGAUUCAUGUCAUAAGCCUGCAUCCUGUGAACAUCAAACUCAUAAAGGUGACAGAAUCAAAGUACACUAUCGGGUGAGUUGGAACUGUUUCAGCUGGAUGUUUAGUUUAUGUUCAAUGUCCUCACUCCUAGACCUAUGUGAUGAAUGUUGUGCUUUGCUAAACUAAGAGAUAUAAAGGUCAAUUUUGCAUUGAUGCUAUCUAAGUGUUGAAUUUAGUCCCAAGCUAGACUGAGCUAGUUUUGAAGCCUAGAGCAAGAUGGAGGUGUGUAUCACAUGCACCUUUCUUACCAUUGUUCUGUAUGAGGAUCAUAUUUGAGUAGUCAUAGUUCAAUACCAUGAUGUAUUUGUAUUUUUCCCUCAAGCUAGUAGCCAUUUUAUAUGAUUUUUCUAACAUAACGGGGGAUGAUCUGUGUGCAUGUCAGGUAUAACAGGACAGACAAUGCUAUUAGCAUGAGACAACUCAUUGAUGGAAAUGUUUUUGAUUCCAGCUUUGAGAGGGGUGAUCCUAUUGAGUUUGAGCUUGGUAGUGGUCAAGUAGUCAAAGGUUUGUGUGAGUGUGGGGAGGAGGGGAUGUGACUUCAGGCUGCUUUUGCAAAACUUAGUCAUAUUGGUUUUUUUGCUUUUGAGGCUUCGUUGCUGAUGUUAUUGUUCAAACCUCUCUUUGUUGGAUGGGACCAAGGAUUGCUAGGAAUGUGUUUUGGUGAGAAGCGUCAGUUGAAAAUACUUGCAAAACUUGCUUAUGGACCACAGGGUUCCCUGCCAACCAUCCCAGGUGGAGCAACUCUAAUAUUCGACACAGAGCUUGUGGCAGUUAAUGGGAAGACAGCAAGUGGGGAAAAUGCUAGUGACAGUGAGAUAUAGUCAUUAAUCUAGGGAAGCAGUUUAUUCUUGUCUAUUUUCUUUAGCUAAAAUACAAUUAGGAUUCAGGGGCAUUUGGAUUAGACUGAAGAUAGUUACCAAUAAUCCUUCUUCAUUAGCCUUAUUGUUUUGGUGGAAUUUUGGAGUAUUUUGGUAAUUGGGUAACCUUUUCCUACCAUGGCAAUUAUAGUGCUUUCGAGAUGUAACGUGGUUUCCUGUUUUAUGAUUUUGGGUUUGUUUGGGUCCUUCGGGAUUGUUAUCAAUGUUAAAAAAAGGUACCAUGAAGUAUGAAAGCAAUGGUAAUAAGAAAAAAAAAAUUAAUCU
This is a messenger RNA of Rubroshorea leprosula, 1742 nucleotides long. Lineage: Eukaryota; Viridiplantae; Streptophyta; Magnoliopsida; Malvales; Dipterocarpaceae. The record is from the annotation of a GenBank genome assembly.